AUGUUGAAGUUUCUUUUGAGUUCAUUAGUUCUUCUCUCGUUCUCAACGGUUUUCUCUGCACCUAUUGACCAAGAGCUGAGUUAUGAGUGUGCAUCAUGUCAAUUGGCAGCACACUUUGUAAAUUCUCAAAAAUCUAAAAGUGAUAAAACAGACAAUUUCGUAUCACAAAAAGCCGUGACUCGUCAUUGCUCGAAAUUGGAAAAUUGUGGCGUAGCUCUUACACAUUGUCAAAUUGUUACUAAGCUGGCUUCUGUCCCUCUUGUGUUGCCAGGGAACAGCAGCAGCACUAAUCCUCAUAAACUCAUUUUGGAGAACUCCGUACAGACGUUCCUACGUGAAGCUUCGAAUCAAUGCGUUCAAGAUCCUAGCAAAGCUGUCAUUACUAGCAAUGACCAGUCCCUGAAAUGUAGUUUGUGUAUUCUAAUUUAUAACUUUUUCAAAUACUUCAACACAGCCAUUCUUGAGAAUCCCAUGCUUACAUAUGUUCCCGAUGCCGUGAAGCUCACAUGCUUCAUAGUGACCAAUGGCUUAGGAGGAGAACCAGCAGUUUGCCAGGCUAUGAUUGAAGGUAAUGGUCUUGUGGAUAUCAUGAGAGGAAUACAAGACUCUCUCGGAAGUUUCUAUGAUCUCAUUGCCGUCCAAGGCAUGGGAUGCUACCCAUAUCAGCAACUUUUUUCCGAUUGUGGUUAUUAA
Messenger RNA from Auanema sp. JU1783, 693 nucleotides. The record is from the annotation of a GenBank genome assembly. NCBI's taxonomy places the organism in Eukaryota, Metazoa, Nematoda, Chromadorea, Rhabditida, Rhabditidae.